This is a messenger RNA of Prunus mume (Japanese apricot), 1668 nucleotides long. NCBI's taxonomy places the organism in Eukaryota, Viridiplantae, Streptophyta, Magnoliopsida, Rosales, Rosaceae. The record is from RefSeq and is a predicted model, not a curated record.
UCUGAUCAAGUUUAUAUUUUCUAUUUUUGGUUUUUAUCACUCCUAGUCUUACUAAACUAUUUCUACGAUGGGAAGCAUUGACAGGGAAGAAGCAGAAGUGGAUCUUAACCAAUCUCUGUUAGCAGAACCAUCUCAAGCCAAACACCUUCCAUCCAGAGUUUGGAUAGAGUCCAAGAAACUGUGGCGAGUUGUGGGUCCAGCCAUCGUCAGCCGUUUGGCUGGCUACUCCAUGGGUGUUAUUACACAAGCCUUUGCCGGCCACCUUGGUGUCGUCCAACUCGCUUCCAUUUCCAUUGCCAACAAUGUCGUUCUGGGUUUCACUUUCGGUCUCCUGCUAGGCAUGGCAAGUGCGCUAGAGACACUAUGUGGGCAGGCUUUUGGAGCAAAGAGGCACCACAUGUUGGGGAUAUACCUACAAAGGUCAUGGAUUGUGUUGUUUUUCUGCUGCAUUCUGCUGUUACCUAUAUACAUUUUCGCCUCUCCGAUCCUGAAACUGUUAGGGCAGGCCGAUGACGUGGCGGAGCAAACUGGGGUGGUGUCUUUGUGGCUUCUGCCCUUGCACUUCAGCUAUGCGUUUCUGUUCCCACUGCAGAGGUUCUUGCAGAGCCAGCUGAAGAACUUUGUGACUUUGUGGGUUUCCUUGGUGGUUUUAGUGUUUCAUGCAUUGAUAAGUUGGCUUUUUGUGUAUGUUUUGGACUUUGGGGUUGUGGGUGCUGCUGUUGCUUUGGAUAUCUCAUGGUGGGUUUUGUGCUUUGGGCUGCUUGGCUAUGUUACAUGUGGUUGGUGUCCACUGAGCUGGACUGGUUUCUCCAUGGAAGCCUUUUAUGGGCUUUGGGAAUUUGUCAAACUUUCUACUGCUUCUGGUGUCAUGCUCUGUUUGGAGUUCUGGUACUAUAGAAUCUUGAUAUUGAUGACUGGAUACUUACAGAACGCGACUCUUGCUGUGGAUGCCUUAUCAAUUUGCAUGACUAUAAAUGGGUGGGAGCUCAUGAUUCAUCUAGCCUUCUUUGCUGGAACAGGAGUAAGGGUAGCAAAUGAGCUGGGAGCUGGAAAUGGUCAGGCAGCAAAAUUUGCAGCAAAAGUUUCUGCUGCGGAAUCCACCUUUAUUGCCCUAUUCUUCUGCAUACUUAUUAUUAUAUUCCGUGAUCAGUUUGGGUACAUAUUCACUUCCAGCACUGAUGUCCUCCAAUCAGUUAGUGAAAUGUCUUACCUCUUGGCCAUCACAAUUCUACUUAACGGUGUUCAACCCGUCUUAUCAGGAGUGGCUGUGGGCUCAGGGUGGCAAGCAUGGGUGGCAUAUAUAAAUCUUUUCUGCUACUACAUUAUUGGGCUCCCACUUGGAUUUGUAAUGGGAUGGGUCGCCAACUUAGGUGUUAUGGGUAUAUGGGGUGGGAUGAUCCUUGGUGGAACUGCUGUCCAAACAGUGCUGUUGGCCAUCGUGACAACACGACGUGAUUGGGAAAAGGAGGCUCAAGAGGCCAGCCAGCGUGUGAAUAAGUGGUCAACUCCUAACCCAGAUGAUCAAACAGAGGAACAACAAUAACAGCAUAUUUUAUUCUUAUUGCUACUUGCACACACUGUGAGCUUGCUUAAUUUCAAGCAGCACAAGAAAAAACAUAAUAGAGUAACAUAAAAUUGUCAUGCCAUUCCCAUCAAUCCCAUUUUUUC